AUGGCUGCUCAACAGUCUAUCUCUGGCCACCGCGAGCCAUACGAGCCUCCCAUGGCAGCCAUUUCGUACAUCAAAAACCGGUAUCCAAGCCCUCCAAACAGACUAGGGAAGAACUUUGGAGGCCUCCAAUCUGAGGGCAAGGCCAAUGAUUCUGCGGUGUAUCCGCCUGUCCCGAUACUUAUACUGUCGCCCCCGUCCAGUCUACCUUUGUCGCGGUCGUCCACAGAAACAAACAUCGAAGCAGCCGCUUCAUCCUAUGCAGAACCCAGUAAUACGAACGAGGACAGGCCGGGGCUCAUUAGUGGACUGACGAGAAACGACGAGCAAAGGGCUGUGAUCCUGAACCAGUUCCAGGUGGAUCGCAUGCUCAAGGAGUUCGUGGAACACAACGACUGCGAACUUCUGAGAAGCCCCACGGAGCUUUAUUGGCUCCCUAUCAGGGGAAUAGAUAAGCAUCUCCGGCUGGUCGAUGCCACCGAGUUGCUCCGGAGACUGGAGGUACUCCGGGAUUAUCGUCUUCCAUGGGCCAAGUCGCUCGUGGAUUGCGAUGAGAGUGUCGUCGUGAGUAUCGACACUCCGACGAGCGGGUGCCCGAAACCAUGGUCGGAUAUCAGGCGCAUGGCGAUUGCCGGCCUCCUUGAACAAUACCCGCCAGAGGACAUGGCCGGACUCCUGGGCGGGAUCCGGCGUCAUCUAUAUCGGGGGCAGCAUUCCAAGCUGCAGUACCAACCCGUAUGGAAGGACGCACAACCCGUCCUCGAGCAGACGGAGACGACGAGACCCGUCCGUUCAAAGAAGGAGCCCGCCAGCGACAACCCUGGCAAAAUAACGAUCAAGAUCUCCGCGCGUGCCCUCGCCAUAUCCGACAAGAAGCAGCGUGCGUCAACGGCAUGCUCUUCUUCCCAGAACGGCACGUCCUCUGAAGCAACCUCAGAGGAAGAUGCCUCGGUCGCCCGCCCGCCAGAACCACGAAUUGGGACCACUUUGGAGUCCCGUGCCACGAAGCGCAAAGCCUCUAGAGCCUUGGAGGACGAUGUCCCGGUCGCCAGCCCGCCCCAAAAGCAGGCCAGGGUGACCGGGGAAUCCAGCGCCACAAAGCGCCACAGGACCCGAGACGGGUCGACCACCAGGGUGAUCAGCCCCAGCGAGCGCUUUGGCCUGGCCAUCAAGAAGUUCUUCGCGGCUCGGUCCCCAGCCAAAGACGACUUCGGCCACUUCAAAGGGGCCAUUAUGCCGGCGGGGGGGCCCGACGCCAAUCUAGCUCCCCUCGAUGAGACGACGCAUCCAGACUUCCAGGCCUCGCUCGACAAACAGAGCCCCCGCGGCAAGCUGGGUGAUACGGCGGACCUGCACGAGUCCGAAGUCCGCCUGUGCCAGCUCCUCGACAUGCCCGCCGCGCAGUACAAAUGCCAGAAGGCGCGCUCGUUCGUCGGCCUGGCCAUGUGGAUCGAGUACAACGAACAGCGGCGCCAGACCGAGGCAGCGCCACCGGCCAGGAUGCAGGCGUUCAACAAGACGCAAUUGCAACAGUGUUGCAAUGUGGACGUCAACAAGGCGUCGCGGCUGUGGAUCGCCUUCAAGGCGUGGGGCUGGCUCGGGGACGAAGAGAUGGUCAAGUCGGUGCCGAGCGGUCUGGAUCAGAUGUUUCCGCGAGAGUAUCGGCUCGGCUGGGUGCGGGAGAUGCAGAAGUUCGAGAGGGAGAAGGUGCCCGAGGCCGACCGGAGUAAGUGUGUAGACUGGGACCUGGGAGCUUGA
Cladophialophora carrionii CBS 160.54 is the source of this 1755-nucleotide messenger RNA. RefSeq lists its product as uncharacterized. Bases 1 to 1755 code for a protein of 584 amino acids. Lineage: Eukaryota; Fungi; Ascomycota; Eurotiomycetes; Chaetothyriales; Herpotrichiellaceae. The transcript has a single exon. The record is from RefSeq and is a predicted model, not a curated record.